AUGUCUUCUGAUGAAUUUUCAAAUAAAAAAGAAACAAGGUUACAUGAUGAACUUCAAAAUGAUUAUUUUUAUUAUGGUGAUAAUGAUGAUGAAUCAAUAAUCAUUGUAGUUCUUGAUUAUAUUAAUAAUAAUAACGAAAAAAUUAUUAAUAAUAAAAAUAUUACUAAAAAGAUCAAAAAAGUUUUUAUAGAUAAUUAUAUUGAUAAAAGUUUUAAUGAAAUAAAAGAGAAAUAUUUUAAAAAUUUAAAGAAUCUAGAUUGUGAAUUUAAUACUGAAUCUGCUAUUGUUUUUAAUGAAUUAAAGACUCAAUUUGAGAUUGAUAUUGGGGAUAAAACAUUUCGUCGUUUGAAAAGAAAAAAUUCGAAUAUAGAUGAUGAAAAGUUUUUUAAACAAGUUCAAGAAGAAGUUCAUGAUACAAUUUUGAAUUAUUCAUCAGUGAUAUUAUGUUAUGAUAUUGAUGAUGAUAGUGUUGAAUUCGAAAAUUAUAAAAAAUCUGAAGAAUUUAGAUAUUUGAAAAUAAUAAGAAAUAAAAAUGAUGAAGAGGCAGGAGAAGAAAUUAAUAGAUUAGAUGAAAAAUUGUUAAAGAACAAGAUUAUUUCAAAGGAAAAUAUAAAAGAGAUUAUUAAAUAUUAUAAAAGAUUAGUUGAUUUAGAAUUUAAUGAUUUUGAAUUAAAAGUUGAUUGGGAAGAAUUGAUUUAUGUUUUAGGUGAUGAUGAUGUUCAAGUUCAACAAAAAUUUGAUGAGUUUAAACCAUUUCUUGCAAAAUAUGUAUUUUUGACAAAUGUAAAAUCAUUUGAUAAUUUAUAUAAAAAAUAUGACGAUGCAAAUGAAUUAUAUGAUUUAAUUAAUUAUAUUGUUGAAUUUGAUAUUGGAGGAAAAAUCAAAAUUAAUAAGGGUGAUAAAGAGAAAUUUUUCAAUAUGGAAUGGGAUGUAGAAUUUAAAAAUAGCUUUACUGAAAAAGAGAUUAAUGAAAAAGGAGAGAUGUUUGUUAAUGAAGAAAUUAUUAAAAGAGGAGAAAUUUUUACUAAAGAUACGGAUAGUGAAUAUCUUGUUAGAGAUAGAAAGGUUUAUUGGAGAUGUAAUUUUUCAAAUAAUAAAAAAGAAAUCUUGAAACAAUUGGAAGAAAAAAAAUAA
This is a messenger RNA of Scutellospora calospora, 1134 nucleotides long. Lineage: Eukaryota; Fungi; Glomeromycota; Glomeromycetes; Diversisporales; Gigasporaceae. The record is from the annotation of a GenBank genome assembly.